Molecule: messenger RNA, 429 nt
Organism: Cryptomeria japonica (Japanese cedar)
Lineage: Eukaryota; Viridiplantae; Streptophyta; Pinopsida; Cupressales; Cupressaceae
Exons: 2
Coding region: 1-429 (142 amino acids)
Source: RefSeq, a predicted model, not a curated record
AUGUGUGCUUUGCAUGAAAUUCUCUGUUUUCCCAAUUACUCUGAAAUCAUCCAACAGGAAGUUGUUGAAUUAGAUGAGUUGUUUAAGAAUUUGAGCAUUCCUGCUGUUGUAUGCGGAGUCCUAGAAUAUAUUCCCUGGUUGCAGAAGAGAAUUGAGAUCCUUGCCCUAAAAAGAGAUGAACUUUUAGCGAUCAGAAAAUUUUCCCAAAGAUCAAAUGAUGGGCUGCGGAAUGAGGCAAAUUUUGAACAGCAUUUGGAGCAAAACUAUGGAGUUUUAUUUGAUGUGAGAGUAAAUAUGAGUGCAAUGGCGACGACAGAAGAGGUGGUGAUCACAGUAGAAUCUCCGCCAUUUGUGUUUUCUGAUUUACUGGUGUUGUUCAUGCAAGAGAAUUUGGAUUUGUUGAACACUUCUAUGUUAAAGAUAUUUUAA